This is a messenger RNA of Zonotrichia leucophrys gambelii, 657 nucleotides long. RefSeq names its product zinc finger protein 239-like. Gene Ontology annotation, biological process: regulation of transcription by RNA polymerase II. Gene Ontology annotation, cellular component: nucleoplasm. Gene Ontology annotation, molecular function: RNA polymerase II cis-regulatory region sequence-specific DNA binding; DNA-binding transcription repressor activity, RNA polymerase II-specific. The transcript has a single exon. Bases 1 to 657 code for a protein of 218 amino acids. Lineage: Eukaryota; Metazoa; Chordata; Aves; Passeriformes; Passerellidae. The record is from RefSeq and is a predicted model, not a curated record.
AUGGAGACCAGGGAGGAAAAAUCUGAAUGGCAGAACCUUGUGAAAGAGGCCGUUUUGAGUGAUUCUAGUGCACAGGAAUCCAACAGGGAAGAAAAACCUCAGACAUCCCACAUGAGGAGGGGCUCCAAACCCAGCCCAGGGUGCUCUGAGGAAGAACGACCCACCCUGAGCCAGGAAGGUGGACAGAGCUUCAGCCAGAGUUCCGAGCUGGUGGCCCAUGAGCAGCUUCCUGAUAAGGAGAAGCCCCACAAGGGCUUGGAGUGUGGGAAGAGCUUCAGACAGAGCAGCACCCUGAUCCGCCACCAACGCAUCCACACUGGGGAGAGGCCCUAUGAGUGUGGGGAAUGUGGGAAGGGCUUCAGCCACAGAUCCGCCCUCAUCACCCACCAACGCAUCCACACUGGGGAGAGGCCCUACCAGUGCCCCACAUGUGGGAAGAGGUUUCAGACCAGCUCCAAUCUCCUCCUGCAUGAGCGGAUUCACACAGAGGAGAGGCCCUUCCCCUGCCCUGACUGUGGGAAGGGCUUCAAGCAAAAGUCCCACCUCAUCACCCACCGGUGCAUCCACACUGGGGAGAGGCCCUUCGAGUGUUCCCAGUGUGGGAAGAGCUUCACCUGCAGCUCUGCCUUGAGCAGACAUCAAUGGAGGCACCGGUAA